AUGUUCAUCACCACUACGUGCACCCUGGCCCUCCUCGCCACCUCCCUCUUCCUCUCCAACACAUUCGCGGCUCCGAACCCCCUCGGUGGCCCGUUCGCCUAUUCCGGCGUCUCCUCCGGCCCCGUCCCCUACGGCUCGCAAGCCUCAAUCUACUCACCCAACAGUCUAAUCACCACCCAAUCCAACAUCCAAGCCAACACCGAAAUCGCUCCCCAGGUCAACGUAGCGCCCACGAUCCCCAUUCCUUACGCCGAGCCGUACUCGGUUCCUGUCCCUGUGGCUUCUGCAUACCCAUACCCUGUCCCGACGGCCACGAACUGGUGGAAGAAGCGGGGGUAUGAUGGUCACGAUGAUUGCUGUGAUGAUGAUUGCUGCUGCGACGACGACUGGUGGGGUGGUGGACGAGGACGUGGUAGGUGGUGA
This is a messenger RNA of Linnemannia hyalina, 423 nucleotides long. NCBI's taxonomy places the organism in Eukaryota, Fungi, Mortierellomycota, Mortierellomycetes, Mortierellales, Mortierellaceae. The record is from the annotation of a GenBank genome assembly.